This is a messenger RNA of Penicillium chermesinum, 1443 nucleotides long. RefSeq lists its product as uncharacterized. The transcript has 5 exons. The coding region runs from base 1 to 1443 and encodes 480 amino acids. Gene Ontology annotation, biological process: transmembrane transport. Lineage: Eukaryota; Fungi; Ascomycota; Eurotiomycetes; Eurotiales; Aspergillaceae. The record is from RefSeq and is a predicted model, not a curated record. Gene Ontology annotation, molecular function: transmembrane transporter activity. Gene Ontology annotation, cellular component: membrane.
AUGCCUGCAGAUCAUGGCGAAAACACUCCACUUCUGGAUACCUCUCGUCCUCACCAGGGAAGGCUACGUAAUGCUCUUCCCCAAUGGACAUCGAUUCAAUGGAGAGUAAUGCUGCUGUCAGCUUUUCUGAUGUUCUCGGUCAAUUUUGGGCAUUUUAUGGGGACCGCGCCGCAACUACUGAUCUUUGAGAACACCAUUUGUGAAAACUACAAGCGAUCCCUCGGUCGGGAGGCUUCGCACACGACCCUAGGUUUGGACGGCGAUAUAUGCAAAUCAGAACCCGUGCAGACGGAGCUUGCUUUCAUCAGUGGGUGGAAGAACACGCUUGAUGUUUUGCCAGCUCUUCUUCUCGCUUUGCCUUACGGAGUUCUGGCCGACAAGUUCGGGAGAAGACCUUUUGUUAUCCUCUCUACAGCGGCAACCGCAAUUAGCUGGUUCAAUUUGCCCCUCCGCCUAGUGUGGCUGACAGGCAUGUUUCGAGCACCAGGAGGCGGUGAUCAAUUUGCUACAUUCAUUCUCAUGACCAUCAUAGCGGACGUGUUCAGUGAGAAACAAAGAACCACAGCUUUAUUCCGCUUGGCCUCAUUACCUAUCAUCGCUGAAGUGGUGGCAACUCCUAUCAGUGCAACCCUCAUGAAGGUCAACCCGUGGACCCCAUUUCUGGUAGGGCCUCUCAUUGUGCUUGCCGGCGCUGUCUUCAGCGUCCUAGUUCCUGAGACUCUUAACAAAUCAGAAUCGAGAUCGACCGAGGGCACUGCCGCGUCUCCUCUGCCACCAUCAAAGCCGAAUGCACGAUCUCUUAUAACAAGCAAAGCCAAACACUUCAUCGCCGAUACAAAAUUCUUAUGGGAAACCCCCAAACUGCUUAUAUGCCUUGUUGUUGUCUUUGCCGGGGUUCUAGAUAAAAGCUCCCUGUUCCUGCUUAUCCAGUAUGCGUCAGCCAAAUUGCACUGGACUAUUGCCAGGGCAAGUUAUCUUAUCUCAAUCCGAGGCUGUAUGACUCUGGCAACCUUCCUCGUAUUCGUGCCGCUAUUGUCAUCCUUUCUUAUUCGGCACUUGCACUACAUCACUCUGGAAAAGGAUCUCGUGAUUGCAAAAAUUGCCGUUACAUCUGGCAUAAUAGGUUAUCUCCUGAUCUUUACCGCCUCUGAUGCAGUUUUGCUCACUAUCGGGUGUCUAUUUGUCUCACUUUCUAUGCCGUUUGUGAUCACGGUCAUCAGCAUUGCAACUUGUUUCACUCCAGCCGAACAUGUCGCGACUUUGUACACAGCCAUGUCUGUGUCCCAAUCGAUAGGAAUCAUCGCCGCCGGGCCAAUGUUCGCUAAACUGUAUACUGCGGGUAUGCAUAUAGGACUAGAGUGGUCGGGUCUUCCGUUCGCUGCUGCCGCAACUCUCUUCGCUCUCAUUCUGAUCUCGCUUCUUUUCCUUGGACCCAAUUCUUGA